CAAGAAGAAUGGCUUAAAAUCCCUCUGACCACUGUGCAGGACUUGUAUAUGUCAUUUCCAAGACGAAUUGACGCUGUAUUGGCCGCAAAAGGAGGCCCUACACCAUACUAAUAAAUUAUUGUGGUCUAAAACCAGGUGUUUCAGUUUCAUUGUCCAACCCCUGUAGUUGUGUAAUGAUUGUAACACCGACCUAUGUCAAUAACUUACCAUCAUAUCUUGAUUUUUUUCCUCAGAUUUUUCUAUUUUGUACAUACAUUCUUUUGUAUAUACUGUAUAUGAUGACCUCACUGGGCAGCGACCGGGCCCGGGGCACUCGGGAGAAAGUGCUGCCCACCACCACACAGAUCACACAGCCACAGAAACAGCUUCAGGCUACAGCCGAACAGAUCCGACUCGCUCAGAUGAUUUAUGACAAGAAUGAUGCAGAUUUUGAAGAUAAAGUGAACCAGCUCAUGGAGGUGACUGGAAAGAACCAGGACGAGUGCAUGGUUGCUCUUCAUGACUGUAAUGAGGAUGUCAACAGAGCAAUCAACUUCCUGCUGGAGGGUACCUCUGAUACGACCUCCUGGGAGACGGUAGGAAAGAAAAAGAGCAUAGGAAAGGAUGGCACAUCUUCAGAGAGCAAGGAGAACAAGGAGAACCGGGAGAAGCGAGGCGAGAAAGAAGGCAGUAAGGCUCGUGGUGGAGCGAACCGCAGAGGAAAAGGGGGCAGCCGUAAUCGGCCGGCGCGGGCUGAGGAGAACGGUGUAGACCCGGCAUCGACGGAGAAAGGAGCUGACCGUGGUCGUAGGGGGAAAGCAAGAGUGCCAGGAGGCCGGGGUAGAGGCCGGGCGCCAGGACCCAGCAGGUUCACAGCACAGGGAAUGGGUACAUUUAACCCAGCGGACUACACCGCGGAGAGCAGAACGACCAACUCUCAUGCUGACGUCUGGGAAUCAGGGGCCAAUGACACGUCAGAUGGUACAGUGGCAUGGCGGAGCCCACUAGAGGACUGGGCGGCUGAAGACUGGAGUGAGGACGUGAGCCUCUCCGAGACCAAAGUGUUCAUGGCUUCAUGUGCUCCUCCAGCCGAGAAUCACAUCACACCUGGACAAAGUCUGGACCUGGCAUCUCUGCUGCAGAAGCCUGCAGUCAGGGAGGAGAUCGAUAAUCUCAAACCCCCCUCGUCCCAGGGGCUCGGCCACAGCCUCGUCUUUACCAACUCCCACCACCAGCCAACCCGCAACGGAGGCACCACUACUGGCACUACCAGCUACGCACAUGCCACCCUGAACAGCAUAGUGGUGGGUGCGGUGUUUGCUGUUCUGAAGGCUGUCUUCAUGCUGGGUGAGAGUGUUGGACAACAGAUACUGGAGCAACUGAAGGGACCAGGUCUUGGGCAGAUUACCUCCCAACCUCCCAGCACAGGGGACAACUGUGCACCUGUAGGGACACUGGGGGGUGCGCCACUGUCUGCCCCCUCAUCAACCUGGGGUAUCAAACCUCCUGGAACACAGAGCUCUGUUUCACUGCCCUCUCAAUUCAGUCGGGAGUUUAAGAUGCAACCAGAGCCCUCAUUGGUGCUAAGCCAGCUGAGCCAGAGGCAGCAGAGCUGUCUGAGCAGCACAGGGUCUCUGCCCCUGGCUAGGCAGCCAAGUCCUCCCCCUAAGAACGGCCCCUCGGCCAGCCAGGCUCCACUGGAGGCCUUCUCCAAAGCUCCAGAACCAUCUCAAUCCCCCCUGACCUCUGCUCAGGCUGCAGACUCGCAGUCUAGCAGCACCCAGCACCGCCAGAUAAAGACACAGAAACGAAGGAUACCUCCCACCUCCAAGAUACCAUCCUCUGCAGUGGAGAUGCCAGGCUCGACGGAUGUUUCUGGGCUAAAUGUGCAAUUUGGGGCUCUGGAUUUUGGCUCCGAGUCGCCACUGCCAGACUUCGGCCAGAGCGAGAUCUGCAACAGCGAAGCCACACGAGAGCCUGCUCCUGUUACUCAGACCCAGAACAGCCUCUACUCCAAACCUAUCAGUGAAUCUCUGGCCAGUCCUGUUCCAUUGCUGCUGCCCCUGGCUUCCUCUGACAGUAUCUACCCUCCUCCCUCCGUAUCGCUACCCAGCCUCGCGCCCUCUCUGACCACUCCCAGCUCUGCCUCGGCGCCCGUCUCGUCCUCCUCCUCUUCGUCCUCCUCGACGUCGUCGGUAGCCUCCUCAACUGGAAACAGCUUCGACUGUGCAGUGGCUCCUCACUCUAGACUGUCGUUCUCCCAGAGCAAGGAGUCAUCUGGACCUGUGACAAAUGGUUUUAAUGGUGUCAGGACCUCAGCUGCUUUAGAUUCCACAUCGAGUUCCUCUACCCCAAAGCCAGAAUCUCCUCCCUCUUUAAGCAACAGCACCAGUGUGGCCCCUUCUGCCCCCUUGUCUCUGUUACCUUCAUCAGUUACCUCCCACAGCUCAUCUCUAUCCAGUCUGGCCCCUGAACUGCCGUCUGCCAGCCUCUCAGGCCUCAGCAGCAGUCACGUCGGCAGCGGCCACUCGUCAGUAUCCGCUCUUUGCACCACCUCAUCACUUACGUACACUAAUGUGGACAGUGUGAGCUCUCUGGCUGCAUCAUCGGUAGCAUUCCCCUUGGCGUCAUCUCUGUCCAGUAACAGUGUCAGCAGUGUAGGGAGCAGCAGCCUGCACUCAGCAGUUCUAGGGCUGAGUGGAAAUGGACUCACCGCACCCUCAGCCAUCAGGACUGCACCCCUCCUAUCCUCCUCUACAGGAAAAGCACCUCCUAACUUAUCUCAAGGCGUUCCUCCUCUUCUGCCAAAUCAGUAUAUUAUGGGACCCGGAGGUCUGCUGCCUGCAUACCCGCAAAUCUAUGGCUAUGAGGACCUCCACAUGCUGCAGUCCAGACUACCAAUGGAUUACUAUGGAAUCACAUUCCCAGGGCCGACCGCAACCCUGUCCAGCAGAGAUGGCAGCUUAGCCAAUAAUCCUUACUCAGGUGAAGUUACAAAGUUUGGCAGAGGAGACUCCACCUCGCCGGCGCCCCCUACCCCUCUGUCUGUCGCUCACGCUCCCCAGACGGUGCAGCCUCCGCAGGCACAGAGCCAAGGCCAGAACCAGCCUCAGCCACAAGGUCACCACAGCACCCAGCAAGCUUUCCUCAACCCAACCCUGCCCCCCGGAUACAGUUACACAGGCCUGCCCUAUUACCCGGGCAUGCCCGGUGUACCCAGCGCCUUUCAGUACGGGCCCACGAUGUUCAUGCCAACCGCGUCUGCCAAGCAGCACGGCAUGGGUCUGAGCAAUCCCAACACACCAUUCCAGCAGCCCAGCGGCUAUGGCCAGCACACCUUCAGCUCAGGGUAUGAUGACCUGACACAAGGCCCAGCGGGAGCAGAGUACAGUAAAGGGUACAGUAACAGCUCUCAGUCACAAGCCAAAUCUGCUGCUUCUGGACCAGGAAAAGGUGUCUCGGUGACUUCCAGUAACUCUGGCGUGCCCGACAUCAGUGGAACCGUUUACAAGACGCAGUCCUUUGAUAAACAGGGUUUCCAUGCCGGCACACCACCUCCCUUCAACCUACCCUCUGCUCUUGGAGGGACAGGACCUUUGAACCCCGGUGGCGCGCCUGGUUACGCUCCAGCGCCUUUCCUCCACAUCCUGCCUGCUCACCAGCAGCCCCAUUCUCAGCUGCUGCACCAUCACCUCACCCAGGACGGACAGGUUGGGCCCAACCAGAGGAACCAGAGCAGCAGCAUGCAGCAGAAGACCCAGGUCAAUAAAUCCAGCUACGGCAGCUCCCCUUACUGGGGUAACUAAAAUGUGCAAGAGUGCCUCUGCCCUCCUGAGCAUGCCCUGUUACCAUGGUCAGAGUGGAGGACUACUAUCCACAGCAACAAGCUAAAAGAACACCACACACACACGUUCGCACACACACACACUACCAUCUCUCGUCCCUUAGGUCUCAUUCGCCCCUUUCAAAGUUUUGGCUGUUGUAUGUAAAAUAUAUUUAUGUAUGUAUUUAUACAGUAUAUAUGUAUCGGUAGAAUAUGAAAUGUGGUUAACUGCAUUUUGUUUUGAAGGACGUUUCUGUUGAUUUCAAAACGGCUAAGAAGAUACGAUAAAUGGAAGGUGCAUAUACUUGAACCUGACCCGACAUCACCAUAAUGUGGGAGAUUUCUUUUGUAUACAUAACAUGAACUUAAUAAUGGUGUACAUUAACGCUAAGCAUCAUUUGAUGGUGAAGCCUUUUUUAAACUGUUUUUGUAUGUUUCCACACACCCCAUCAACCUGUGAUAAAUCUAUAUAUAUUUUUUUUUAUUGAAGGGGUUUUUAACUGCUUCAGUUUUCCAUACCCUCUUCAAUUGUGAACCCUCCCCCUCCAUUAAAUGGCUUAAACAUUCGUUUUUUUUAUCUGAAUCAUUUUAACAUUGAUUUUACCCUUGUCGUCUGAAUAAAAUAUCUGACUAUAAA
This is a messenger RNA of Trichomycterus rosablanca, 4439 nucleotides long. RefSeq names its product ubiquitin associated protein 2a (gene ubap2a). Gene Ontology annotation, molecular function: protein binding. NCBI's taxonomy places the organism in Eukaryota, Metazoa, Chordata, Actinopteri, Siluriformes, Trichomycteridae. The transcript has 27 exons. The record is from RefSeq and is a predicted model, not a curated record. Gene Ontology annotation, cellular component: cytoplasm; nucleus. Bases 174 to 3785 code for a protein of 1203 amino acids.